Messenger RNA from Lagopus muta (rock ptarmigan), 1593 nucleotides. It is a transcript of the gene CASP3, whose product is annotated as caspase 3. Gene Ontology annotation, biological process: positive regulation of apoptotic process; erythrocyte differentiation; apoptotic process. Gene Ontology annotation, cellular component: cytoplasm. The record is from RefSeq and is a predicted model, not a curated record. The transcript is spliced from 8 exons. NCBI's taxonomy places the organism in Eukaryota, Metazoa, Chordata, Aves, Galliformes, Phasianidae. Bases 254 to 1102 code for a protein of 282 amino acids.
CGUUGGGAGGCGGGGCAGGGAUCACGGGGCGGGGCUGCCUGCUGCCGGCCCUCCGGCCCCUCGGCGACGGCGCGGCGGAGCGGGCAGCGCUGGAGGAGGAGAUCUACGUAUUAUGAUAUAGUUCUCAAGUCUGGAAUCAUCUUAUGAACCAUAUUUCUUAAUUACAUCAGUGCUUCAAGAUACAGAGAAACGUAUUCAGAAUAACCUUGAGGAUCUUUUGGAGAUACUAAAAUACUGGUAAUCAAGAGCCAUAAUGACUGACAUAAAAGAUGGACCACACUUAGGGGAAGAUCUGUCAGAUGCAAAAUCUUUCCCUGGUUCCAAAGGAAUGAACUUACCUGCUAGCAAGUCUGUGGACUCUGGAAUUCUGCCUGAUGACAGUUACAGAAUGGAUUAUCCAGAGAUGGGAGUAUGUGUUAUAAUAAACAACAAGAACUUCCACCGAGAUACUGGACUGUCAUCUCGUUCAGGCACGGAUGCCGAUGCUGCAAGUGUCCGAGAAGUUUUCAUGAAGCUGGGAUAUAAAGUCAAGCUUAACAAUGAUCUGUCAAGCAGAGAUAUUUUUAAGCUAUUGAAAAAUGUUUCUGAAGAAGAUCACAGCAAACGAAGCAGUUUUGUUUGUGUGUUGCUAAGCCAUGGCGAUGAAGGACUCUUCUAUGGUACAGAUGGCCCUCUUGAACUGAAGGUACUAACGAGCCUUUUCAGAGGUGACAAGUGCAGAAGUCUAGCAGGGAAACCCAAACUCUUUUUCAUUCAGGCCUGUAGAGGGACAGAAUUAGAUUCUGGUAUUGAAGCAGACAGUGGACCAGAUGAAACAGUGUGUCAAAAAAUACCUGUAGAAGCAGACUUCCUGUAUGCAUAUUCUACUGCUCCAGGCUAUUACUCCUGGAGGAACGCAGCUGAAGGCUCCUGGUUUAUUCAGUCUCUGUGUAGAAUGCUGAGGGAACAUGCCAGGAAACUUGAACUCAUGCAGAUUUUAACUCGUGUAAAUCGCAGAGUGGCAGAGUAUGAAUCCUGCUCCACUCGACAGGAUUUCAAUGCAAAGAAACAGAUUCCUUGCAUUGUGUCUAUGCUUACCAAAGAAUUUUACUUUCCUUGCUAAAAAAAAAAAAAUAAUUGCACUUUGCAAUUUUUCACUUCAGGUUUUUAUCUGUAAUUUAUACACUGUCAGUACAGAAUACCACUUUUUAAGUCUGAAUUACUGUUGACUGCCACAUAUGGCACAAUGAACUAUCUGAGAGUUGGUUAUGUCCAUUAUUAGAAGAAACCCAUGGGAUGGCUAAGUUAGAAAUGCAAACCUGGUAGGUGAAACACAGGAAAACUUGAACACAAUAAGAAUUUGGAAAAAUUAUGAGGAGGAGACUGAAGAGAAGUCACAUCACUUACAAGGCCUACUUGGUGCUACAUUUCGCUUUGCAGAAGGAGCAGAGAAAAGAAACAGGUCUUGUAAAUGUUUUGGUUUCGUAUCUGUACCAGUAGGAAGAAGAUUCAGAAUGGGAUCUGUUUGCAAUUAUAGUAAUGUGAUGGUAGUGUCAUUACACAUUUCUUCUUAAAAAAAAAAAAAAAUCAAGUUUUUAAAGCUUAGGUUAUAAG